AUGUAAUUCAUUGAUUAAAGGGGGGUAACCAUAAUUAUUACUAAUUAAUCUUAGCAAACAAAUUCUAAAAUAGAAUAAUAUAUAUUUAUUAAUUAGUCUUUUCAUUUUUCGUCUCAAAAUGAUUUGAUAUCAGUAUAAGUGGUUUGGAGACAUGGAAUCAGAAAUUAUUAUCAUUUUAAUUGGAAUUGUAUAGUGGAUUAAUUUAGAAGAGAUGAAACAGUCUUAACUCCAACAGACAUGAGAAAAUAAUAUGUAUUAGGGAAAUGGUUAAGAUAGAGAUACAUAAUUGAGAAUUAAUUAUUUUUAUCUAGCAAGUUUAAUGAAAAUGAGAUCUAUAUAGAAAGUUCUAAUGAAAACAGGUAAGCUUAAUCUAUAUUUAAGAACUUUAACAAGUGCAUAUUGCAAUUUAUAAAGAAUGUAUCCAGAUGGUCCUUCCAUACAUCAUUUUUAGAAAGAAAAUGAAUCAAUAAUUAUUAGGGUGCUUAGAUUUUAAAAGAAAUAGGUGAUGAUACAUUACCUCAUAAAAAUUAACAAAGUAGAAUGCAAAAAAUAAAGAAAUGCAGCUUUACAAAGAAGUGAAUGA
This is a messenger RNA of Paramecium primaurelia, 583 nucleotides long. Lineage: Eukaryota; Ciliophora; Oligohymenophorea; Peniculida; Parameciidae. The record is from the annotation of a GenBank genome assembly.